Molecule: messenger RNA, 534 nt
Organism: Dioscorea cayenensis subsp. rotundata (Guinea yam)
Lineage: Eukaryota; Viridiplantae; Streptophyta; Magnoliopsida; Dioscoreales; Dioscoreaceae
Exons: 4
Coding region: 1-534 (177 amino acids)
Source: RefSeq, a predicted model, not a curated record
AUGAACUCCGUCUCUUCCCUCUCCCAACUUCCGAACAUCCCACCUUCUUUGGCUCAUACCUCCUCCUCCUCCUCCUCCUCAUCCUCCAGCUUCAAUAACCUAGUCCGGGAGGCGAUCGUGAGGCAGAAAGGUGAGCCUGUGUGUGUUCAAGUUGUAAGUCCAGGACUUCAUGUUUUUACUUAUGCUAGACUGGAUACUCCAUGGCAUAAAGCACAAGUACUUGGUGAGAGUUUGAAGGAGAUGUUGAGGAGUACUGGAGAUAAAGAAAUUGCUGCAAAGGAGAUGGUGGAGAAGUUGAUGGGAAAAAGAGUGAAGGUUGAGAAUGAUAGGUUGCCAAACACUGGGUGUGACUCUGAUUGGGAACACAGACUGAGUUCAAACUAUGUUGAAACGGACACCGAACUGGGAGUGUUUGGGACAAAGAGUACAAGGGUAUUGGCAGUGAAAACAGAUGGAGAAACAUGUUUCUAUGAGAAGUACUUGGAGGAAGGAGUGUGGAAAGAGCAUAGUGUGCAGUACCAUUUAGAUGUUUGA